AUGAAGAUCAAGUCACUCUCCACGACGCUGGGGUGCGCCCUCAUCUUUGCCUUCUUUGCGGCCGCGGUGGCGGAGACUGAACCCAAGUACCCCGUAUGGCCCGCACAGUUCACAGUUGACUUUGAUGUGCUCGUGCCGGACUACGGUAAGAACUUUGUGAAGAAGGGCGCCCUGUACUACGACUACAAGACGCAGAGGGCGAGGGCCGAUUACUACGACUGGUGCAUUCCGCUUUUCGACGGUACCAGCGGAGGCGGCCCCAACCUCUACAACGAGACCUGCUCCUUCCUCAUGACCCCCAAGGGCGCCUUCUUCAUCAGCCCCACGUUCCCGAUCAAGGAGGACAGAUGCUGCUACUUUGCCGACAUUCCUCCGCCCACUCCCGACUGGCUGAAGAACACGCGCUACAACACCACUGAGGCAUGA
Molecule: messenger RNA, 426 nt
Organism: Acanthamoeba castellanii str. Neff
Lineage: Eukaryota; Discosea; Longamoebia; Acanthamoebidae
Exons: 4
Coding region: 1-426 (141 amino acids)
Source: RefSeq, a predicted model, not a curated record